UCUCGGCAACGCAACCAGUAUGCCAUGUUGCCUGCAGUAGCCCUUCCCGUCCUUCCUUCUUGUCCCUCCUUUCUCCCACACUCCUCCUAAACCCGCUCUCGCUUCGUCAUUCUCCCUCCUCUAACUCGCCGCUCUCCCUCGCCAGGCCCUCAGCAUGGACGCGCUGCUCGAGAACGGCGGUUCGGAGCAGAGCCCUAGUCGCGCGCAGUCGGUCCUGCGGACGGCGCAGCUGCUCUACCCAGUGGUGCUGCUGCUGGCUUUCAUCAUCUCGGCCGGUGUGCACACCAUUGUCACCUCUAGGACCGAGGAGCAGCUGGUUGUCCCCAGUGUCAGGGGUCCCGGCGGGAAGCCGUUGCCAGUCACCAAGAAAAAGAGGGAGCAGGAGGCCUCGGAAGCCGACGAGGACAACAACGGCAACGAGGGCCUCGCUUGGACCGUGUUCCUGUAUCUCACGGGCACCAUAAUCUUGUCCUUCGUUGCCAAUGGCGCUGCAGUUGUCGCUCAUGCCAUGCAGUCUAGCAGGAAUGACGGACUCGACAAUGCGUGGUGGUGCGGCGAACAGACAAUUGUCUACAUUGUCGGGUCGACAUUCCUCUACCUUUACGUUCUCAUUACGCUCUUUGAGUGGAGAAACAGCCCAACUAUUGUCCACUUUAUCGUCUGGGUCCUCGGGCUCGUGGGCGAGAUGGUAAUCCUCGUCACCUUGAUCCUGACCAUCGCCGAUCGAAGAUACACGACGCUCGCUCCGAAACCCGACAACGGUACGGAAUUAUGGGACGUGGUCGACCUCGCCAUUGCAGGCGUCCGUCUUUGCCUGAUCGUUUCCCUGCUAUGCCUCUACGCCGCCGUUGCGAGUAGGAGGCGCCUGGAAAAGCGUCGGUUCCAUGACGAGGAGGCACACCGAUCCGAUGCGGACGAGGCGAGCCCGUUGCUCAACGGCAACGCGGGCUACCACAGCCAUGCUAAUGGACAUGCGACUCGCAACGUACACUACGGCAGCACAAACGGGACUGCCCGUCGCAAUAGCAGCCCAGAUGAACAGGACUACAAGCCCCAGGACGAGGGAACCGCGUUCUACAGACCCGACAAACUGCCACACAAGACAUGGUUCGAAUACUGCCGCGGAUACUCGGUCUUCUUCCCUUACUUGUGGCCUAGCAAGUCGGUCAGGCUGCAGCUCGUGGUCCUCUUGUGCUUCAUCCUCGUCAUUCUGCAGCGGGUGGUCAAUAUCCUGGUGCCGGCCCAGCUCGGUGUUGUGACGGAUGUCUUCGACAACAGCAAGGGCGGCGAUGCAGUGUGGUUGGAGCUUGCGCUCCUGAUCCUGUACAAGCUGCUCCAAGGACCGUCGGGCUUGCUCGGAUCCCUCCGCUCGAUCCUCUGGGUCCCAGUGUCCCAACACACAUACCGGGCGCUGACGACAGCGGCUUUCGAACAUGUGCACUCGCUUUCGCUCGACUUCCACCUAGGGAAGCGCACGGGCGAGGUACUUUCGGCACUCAACAAGGGCGCUUCUAUCAACCAAUUCCUUGAGCAGGUCACCUUCCAAGUGGUGCCGAUGCUGGUCGACCUCCUGGUCGCGAUCGUCUACUUCUACGUCAAGUUCGGACCCAUGUACGCCCUUUUUGUCUCCAUCAUCACCUUCUACUACCUCUACUUGACGAUCCGCAUGGCCGCGACUCGGGCUGAUCAGCGGCGCGACAUGGUCAACGCGGACCGGGAGGAGGAGGCUGUCAAGAACGACUCGAUCAUGUCGUACGAGACGGUCAAAUACUUCAAUGCAGAGAGGAGGGAGUUUGACCGCUACGGCGACGCCAUCAAGAAGUUCCAGGAAGCCGAGGCCAAGGUGACAUAUGGCAUCAACCACAUGAACAUGGCGCAAUCGGUCGUGUUCAUGUGCGGCCUUCUGGUCGCCUUGCUCACUUGCGGCUAUCAGGUGUCGCGCGGCGAAAGAAGUGUUGGUGAUUUCGUCCAAAUCGUGACGUACCUCAACCAGUUGCAGGGCCCUCUCAACUUCUUCGGCACCUUCUACCGGACGGUACAAUCAGCUAUGAUCUCGGGCGAGAGAUUGCUCGAGCUCUUUAAGAUUCAGCCGACUGUUGUCGACAAGCCCGGUGCGGAACCGCUCCUGGAGUGCAGCGGACGCAUCAAGUGGAGCAAUGUCGGCUUCUCAUACGACAAGCGCAGGACUGCACUGCGUGACUUGUCCUUCGAGUGCAAACCUGGCACCACGACUGCGUUUGUGGGAGAGUCCGGGGGAGGCAAAUCGACCGUGUUCCGCCUCAUGUUCCGGUACUAUAAUUGCGGGGAGGGGAGCAUCGAGAUUGACGGCCACGAUGUUAAGGACCUAACGAUCGACUCAGUGCGCCGCUUCAUCGGUGUGGUCCCGCAGGAUACCCUCCUAUUCAACGAGAGCUUAAUGUACAACCUGAAGUACGCCAACCCGAAUGCCACCGAUGAGGAGGUCUACGAUGCCUGUCGGGCCGCUGCUAUCCACGAUCGCAUCAAGAGCUUCCCCGAUGGCUACGCCACUAAGGUGGGCGAGCGCGGACUUCGGUUGAGCGGCGGCGAGAAGCAGCGUGUCGCGAUCGCACGCACCAUCUUGAAGAACCCCAAAAUCAUCAUGCUGGACGAGGCUACCUCGGCUCUCGAUGGCGAGACUGAACAGAAGAUCCAGUCCAAAUUGAUUAGCGGCAAGUUUGGUCAGGAUCGAACCCUGUUGAUUAUUGCCCAUCGAUUGUCGACCAUCACCCAUGCCGACCAGAUCAUUGUCCUUCAUGCCGGCACCGUGGUGGAGCGGGGCACGCACCAGGAACUUCUCGCGCUCAAUGGCCGUUACGCGGCCAUGUGGGAGAAGCACUGCCGCGCCGAACGCGCUGCCGAGCACGCGCGCGAUGCGACCCGGAAGGCUAAGAAGCUCCUGAGUCAGGCGAACAUUGCUCGGCCCGGCGAAAUCUCCGACGGCUACAACAGCAUGGUUUCGUCAACCAUCUUGCCCACUGCUCCUCAUAGCCCGACCGCCACCGCUACGGACACGCAUGACUCGGCAUCCAUCACCUCGAGCGAGAGCAGCAGCAGUUCGUCAAAUGAAGGUUCCUCGAGCGGUUCGGAUGGCACCCUCCAAGACGAAGCAUGUGAAGAACACCAUCCUGUCGGCCAUCCGGGCGGGCAUCUCGAUGUACCCCGCCCACCAUUAUACUCGUUUCCAUCGGAAUCGUCUGCCGGCCGCUCGAUGGAUAUACCCAGGUUUACCUGAACCUACCUUGGCUUUAGAUCUGUUCCCGGCAAAACUAAUACGCCGGGGGGCGCUGGACUUGGACACGGGAUAACCGACCACUUCUCCAGCAGCUCCUGUAGCUGCUGCUUUUUCUGUUACAACGUCACAAACGGCGUCACUAAUUCCGGCACCAACCCAGCGAGGCAACGCCUCAACUUUAAUCCCGUCGACGAAGACAAGGAGAUGACUUAACAGUAUCUUUAC
Messenger RNA from Chaetomium strumarium, 3478 nucleotides. RefSeq lists its product as uncharacterized. Gene Ontology annotation, biological process: transmembrane transport. The transcript is spliced from 3 exons. The coding region runs from base 155 to 3253 and encodes 1032 amino acids. Gene Ontology annotation, cellular component: vacuolar membrane. Gene Ontology annotation, molecular function: ABC-type transporter activity; ATP hydrolysis activity; ATP binding. Lineage: Eukaryota; Fungi; Ascomycota; Sordariomycetes; Sordariales; Chaetomiaceae. The record is from RefSeq and is a predicted model, not a curated record.